AAGGGUUUUGCGUUCUCAAUUGCUCCUAUUUGAUUCUCACGCUCUCUUUGGGACUUCUCCCUUUUCUUCUUCUCUUUGCCCAAUUUUCCAUCUGUUUUCAUAUUCGGCAAUUGGGUUCACUUCCUAUUUUUAUUUCGACUUAGAACGAGACCUUUUGGACCCUUCUAUCGUCUUCAGCUUAGGGUUUUUUUAGGGUUUUCUGAUCCGCACCAUCAAAUUGAGUCUAUUCUUUCUUCGAUUCGGGUGAAGAAAUCUUCGAACGAUGCCUCCGAGAGUGGUGAAGAGAGGGGCUGCGGCAAAGAGAGCUACGAGGGGAUCCUCAAAAACUGCACCUGAAAAACAACAGCAACAGCAGCACGAGCCUGAAGCUGCAGAAGUGGUUGCGGUGCAUCAUGAAGAAAAUCCAGUUGUUGAUGUUGGGGUGGAAGAGAAGCCCAAUGAUGUGAAUCAAUUGGCUCCAGAAGCUGGGACAGUGCCUAAUGGAUCGGCUGUGGUGGAAAACAAUGAAGGGGAGGUUAAGGAGUCCAUAGAUGAAUAUGAAAAAGAUGAACACUUAGAUUUGGAGGAUAAUUAUCCUGAGUAUGAACCUGAGGAGUAUGGUGGUGUUGACUAUGAUGAGAAGGAAAUUGAACAAGAUGAAGGUGGUCAGGAAGUGGGAGAUGAUGUAGAGGAAGAACCUGAAGAGAAUGUUGGUGAGGAAGAGGGUGAUUCAGGGGAUGAAGAAGUUGAAUAUGUUUAUGAAGAAGUUGAGGAUGACAAUGAUGAUGAACAUGAAAAUGGUGGUGAGGAGUAUGAGCAUGAGCAUGACAAUGCACAGAUGGCUGACGUGGAGGAAGCGGAACACCGUGAAGUUGUAAAGGAGAGGCAAAAGCGGAAGGAAUUUGAAGUAUUUAUUGGGGGCCUAGAUAAGGAUGCUACUGAACAUGAUUUAAGGAAGGUUUUCAGUAAAGUUGGAGAGGUUACUGAAGUCAGGUUGAUGAUAAAUCCCCAGACUAAAAGGAACAAGGGAUUUGCUUUCUUGCGUUUUGAAACUGUUGAGCAAGCAAAAAGAGCCGUGGCAGAGCUAAAAAAUCCAGUGAUUAAUGGCAAACAAUGUGGUGUUAGUCCCAGUCAGGACAGUGAUACACUCUAUUUAGGUAACAUAUGCAAGACUUGGAAAAAGGAAGCUUUAAAGGAGAAAUUGAAACGUUAUGGAGUUGAAAAUGUGGAGGAUUUGACUUUAGUAGAAGAUGAUAACAAUGAGGGAAUGAACCGUGGAUUUGCAUUUUUGGAGUUUUCAUCUCGCUCAGAUGCUAAGGAAGCCUAUAAGCGAUUGCAAAAGAGAGAUGUUGUGUUUGGAGUUGAUAAGCCUGCAAAGGUUUCCUUUGCAGACUCCUUUAUUGAUCUGGGUGAUGAAAUUAUGGCACAGGUUAAAACUGUAUUUAUUGAUUCACUACCUCCUUCGUGGGAUGAGGAUUAUGUGCGGGAUGUUCUUAAGAAAUACGGAGAUAUUGAAAAAAUUGAGCUCGCUAGGAACAUGCCAGCUGCUCGGAGGAAGAAUUAUGGAUUUGUUACAUUUAGUACUCAUGCUGCUGCUGUGGAAUGCGCUGAUAGCAUUACCAGUGCAGGGUUAGGUGAAGGUGACAAAAAGGCAAAAGUUAGGGCUAGAUUGUCACGGCCUCUUUCAAAACCUCCUCACCGUGGAAAACAUGUUAAUCAUGGGGGCUUCCGUUCUGGCCGCAAUUCUGGAAGUUUGGUAAGGCCUUCACAGCGUCGACCUGCACCACGUAGUCUUCCUGCCCAUGUAGUGAGAGGAGUUGGAAGUCGUAUUCCACCAGUUAGACCUGUUGGUGUGAGAAACAGACGUUCUGUCAUGUCCAUGCAAGAAAGAGCCAGGCCAGUGGCUCCUCCAGUUAGAUCCUAUGACAGGAGAUUCACUGCUCCUGCAUAUCCAAAAAGUAGUGGGAAGAGAGAUUAUAGUCGACGUGAGGAUCUACCUCCUCCGAGAAGUAGAGUUGCUGCAGAUUAUGGCUCUAGGGUGGCUUCUCAAAGGCACACAUCUUAUAGGGAUUAUCCAACCCGUGGCUCUGACUAUUCUGAGGUGCAUAGAAGUACAUCUCGUGCUGCACCAAAGAGAGGUUAUAUUGAUCAUGGCUAUGGCCAAAGAUUUGAGAGGCCUCCUCCUCCUCCCCAUCUAAGUUACCGUGAAGGACGCCCCCGUGAUUAUGACACUCUAUCUGGCUCGAAACGUCCUUAUGCUGCCAUAGAUGAUGUUCCUCUACGGUAUGAUACUGGUACUCGCCAGUCAAGAUCUCGUUUGGAUUAUGACUAUGGAGGUAGUGCUUCACAGUAUGGAGAUGCUUAUGGUGAUAGACUUGGAAGAUCUAGUCUUGGAUAUAGUGGCAGCAGAAGUUCUACUUCUAAUCAAGACUUACAUGGGACAUAUGGCAGUCGACAGGGCACGAGUUACAGCGGAGGUUCAUUUGGUUGUAGUGAUGGUGGUAUGUACUCAUCAAGCUAUGGUGGUGAUUACAUAUCCCGUGGAAGUGAUGUUGGUGGCCGUUCAUAUUCAUCCAUGUAUUCUGGCAGGGGUGUGGCUGGUAGCAGCAGCAGUUAUAUGAGUGGUGGUGGAUCUGGGUCUUAUUAUUGAGGUUAGUCUGCUAACUCUUUGCCAUUGCAUUUCGUGUGAAGUACAUGUCGAAGCACCAAAAUAUGUUAAUAUCUUUCUGAGAGAUUUCUCUAUCCUCAAAUGGCAUCUCCAAUAUUUUUCCGUAAGGGAUGGCUGGUGAUGAUUGCACACCUGGUCACUAGUGAAUUUGUCUAUGAACAGAUCUAAAUAUAAUAAAGAGGCUGCUGUAGGAUGUGGACUUUGAAGCUUGUGCUCAUAAUGAUGCCUACUGUUUGGAGACAAAGGAACAUUGCUAAGUAAUAGCAUGGUUGGGAGUUUAUCACAAAUCAAGGGUUACGCCGAUUCAAGUCUUCUAUCAGUGGACAUAUUUUGAGUUCUUGACUUUGUGCUGUAAGUACUGAAUUUGAAAUGGAAAGAGAAGUGCUGAGCAAGUGAUGUAAUUAAACUUCAUUUUAUAAGGCUCCCAUAUGGGUGGGUAAUGUGAAAGAUCACUCCAUAUCCUGUUCAUUUGGAAAGAAACAACACCCCAGAUAUUACUUUAUGGUUAAGGAUUAUUGGAUUUUUACCUGCUGUCAAAAAGUUGGUCUUUUUCCUCCCAACAGAGAUAUAUUGCUACUCUUUGGAUUGCUUAUAUUUUUGCCAGUGCCAUGAUCAUGAACAAGAGUGAACUACCCAGCACUUUGUGGAGCUACCAUUGGUAGUAGUAACAUGAGCAACUACUUCAGCACUAAAUAAAGGAAAGAUCAUGAUAUAGUAACAUCCUAGGAAGCAUGAUGCACAGAUAAUUUGUGUUGCUGAAGUGUUUCUAACAUGAUAUUUUGUACUGAGGGGGAGGGGGGGAGAGGGGGUGGGGGGGUUACAAGAUGCAAACGGAGCAUCACAUCUUUUUCCUUAAGAUUGUUUACUUGGUCCUCUCGGAAAUUUUCUCUUUGUGAUGCAAUUGUUUUUGCACACUUCGAUACUAUCAAAUUGCAUUAUGUCGGAAAACCAUUUGUUCUAUGCUAUAUCGUCGGAAAGUGCAACUUUACAGAAUUGUAAAGUAGCUGAAAUCGCUUAAUAUCAUCUGUGACUAACAAGUUUUGAGUUUUGACAAUUUUUGGAAGUUGGCACUUUAAGCCCAGGUUAUACCCUGCUUGAUUUAGCAGAACUCAUGCCCCGAUGGCAAACUGAACUAACCUAAAUAUCACUCCAGAAGUUUAUUUUCAUGGACUCCGACUCAUGAUAUUCUUUGUUGUCCAGUUGGCUAUUUAGUUUUUGACUCUCAUACGAUAUUAUCUGUCUUUGAGAAGAAUACUAUUUUAGUAUUGAUGUUUGGAGUCGUAGAAAGCACUGGGACUGAUGCCUGGGAAAUGAGAAUGUUAGAUUAAUGACUCCCUUACACAAAGGCUUAGGAUUUUAUUUUUUUAACAUUUUAACUGCCUGUCAAAAUUGGUUCUUCAAUACACUGCAGUUGCAGGUGUUGCCUCUCAUCAAGUUAUUUGGUAGUGUCAGGUUCUGCAUUGCUUUUGUUGUUCAAUCUGCCAUAAUGAUUUGAUUUUAUGAAUUUUGUAGAUUCUUUCAUGCAUGUCGUUGUAAUUCUAGGUAAAGUAGCAACACAUAUUUCCAAUUCACAAAUCUUAUAAUGUGGUUAUAUGCAACACUCGAGCGUUUGUUUCCAAGGUUAUUUUGUAACUAGGGAAUGAGGUUUUUCAAACGAAUUCCUAGUCACAUUUAUUUUUACAAGACUGUUAAAUUUUUACAUGCUUGGUGACAUACAACUCUUGAUGAUUAUGUUUGGUUUUAAUGAGAUACAAUGCAUGGUUGGCUUUGUUCAAUUGAUAUUUUGUAGUUAAUGUUUGACGUAAUUUGUGAAAUGGUGUAGUAUGUAAGAAAGGUCCAUUUAAUAUACUGAAGGUUGAUCUCAUGUAACCCAUUCAAGUGAAUAUUAUACUGGAAUGUGCGAUGUAAAAUUGAUCCACAACUAUUAAAAGUAAGCAUGAUCAUUGAAAUGUCCGUGUCUCUGUUACUCGUGUAAACUUUGUUUCAUGAAUAGGUUCGGUCUAGUGUUGUGUUUUCUAAGUGGUUCCUUCUUUUUUGGUAUGUAUCUUAUGACUUAAGGUUAAAUAUUAAGUUCUU
Abrus precatorius (Indian licorice) is the source of this 4723-nucleotide messenger RNA. RefSeq lists its product as uncharacterized. Gene Ontology annotation, cellular component: nucleus. The record is from RefSeq and is a predicted model, not a curated record. NCBI's taxonomy places the organism in Eukaryota, Viridiplantae, Streptophyta, Magnoliopsida, Fabales, Fabaceae. Bases 263 to 2629 code for a protein of 788 amino acids. The transcript has 11 exons. Gene Ontology annotation, molecular function: mRNA binding.